Messenger RNA from Meleagris gallopavo (turkey), 981 nucleotides. Its product is annotated as C-C motif chemokine 4 homolog. Gene Ontology annotation, biological process: positive regulation of cell migration; antimicrobial humoral immune response mediated by antimicrobial peptide; chemokine-mediated signaling pathway. Gene Ontology annotation, cellular component: extracellular region. The record is from RefSeq and is a predicted model, not a curated record. NCBI's taxonomy places the organism in Eukaryota, Metazoa, Chordata, Aves, Galliformes, Phasianidae. Gene Ontology annotation, molecular function: CCR chemokine receptor binding; chemokine activity.
ACUCCGUCCUCGUCCGUGCGCGUCCGCGCGUGGCGGCGAUGGAGCGUGGCGCCCGCUGGCGGUCGGGAGCUGAUAACGGGCACGAGCAUUUCGUCAUGUUUCCAGCCUUGUGCACCUUUAUAAAGCGAGCUGAACCCAGGAAUCCCACAUCAGGCCUAGUGAAGGACCUUGUGCAGCAUUCUAGCCUGACUCCUACAAUUAAUCUCCACCAAACAGGAACAUGAAGUCCUCCACAGCUGUCAUUGCUGUUCUCAUUGUGGCUGCUCUCUGCUACCAGGUCUCCUCAAGUCCACUUGCUGUCAGGUCCCGUGGACCCUGCUGCUACAAAUUCUUAAACAAAGCGCUUCCCCCAGGCAAGGUGAUGAUGUAUGAGUACACAGGAAGCGGAUGCCCCUACCGCGGUGUGAUAUUCACCACAGUUGAGGAGAAGAAGUACUGUGCCAAAGCAGAAGAGAAGUGGGUUCAGGAUAUCCUGAACAUGGAGAAGCACGAGGAAAGCAGCAAGUGAGCUGUGCUCCGAUCUCUUCCAGCAUCACGCAGCUGCAGACCUCUCAUGAGCACCUCCCAUCACAGCCCUGUCACCUCCUUGCCCGUGCAAGGCAGACUGUUUGCAGACUGUUUUACAGACUGUAUAUACUCUUAUUUAUUUACCUAUUUAAGUGCAUGCAAAAGCAUUUCAAUUUAUUUGACUUCUCGGGGGCAAACUUUUCCCUGUAAUUUGUACUGAUUGUCUUUUGGUUGGCUUUGUGAUAUAAAAACAAAGGAAAGCUGCCCUUCGUCCAGCUGUCUCUCCGUCAGGCAGGGCUGGGGCCCACAGGCCGCACCUGACCCCAUUGCGGCCCCAUGGCAGCAGGCCAUGCUGGGGCUGGGCAGCACCGGCACCAACAUCCCCUGUCACCGCAAGGCCUGCCGCCACCACGGCCGGCGGGAGCCCCAUCUGGUCCCACUGGGGCGCCCACGCUGUGGGUUGCGCACAUUUGU